Molecule: messenger RNA, 252 nt
Organism: Penicillium taxi
Lineage: Eukaryota; Fungi; Ascomycota; Eurotiomycetes; Eurotiales; Aspergillaceae
Gene: dph3
Product: CSL family zinc fnger-containing protein
Exons: 2
Coding region: 1-252 (83 amino acids)
Biological process (GO): protein histidyl modification to diphthamide
Molecular function (GO): metal ion binding
Source: RefSeq, a predicted model, not a curated record
AUGGCCGACGAAGCUCUAUCCAUCUACGACGAGAUCGAAAUCGAAGAUAUGACUUUCGACCCCGCCACGCAACUCUACCACUUCCCCUGCCCGUGCGGCGACCGAUUCGAGAUUGCCGUCGAUGAUCUGCGUGACGGCGAAGAGAUCGCAGUAUGCCCAAGCUGCAGUUUGAUGAUCCGCGUUAUCUUCGACUUGUCCGAUCUACCUAAGGCGGAUACUACACAGGCAGGCUCUGUCUCUGUGCAGGCUUGA